AUGGGAGCCAAGAAAAAAAUGCGGGGGACCCAUGGAGCACCAGAAGCAACCAUAGAGUACCCAUGGACCCCAGAAGAAGGCAUUGGAUACUCUGGACUAGUGAUGGAGAAGGUUGAUUACUGGGAAGUGAAUCUGGAUCCUCUGGAAAAAGUUCUCAUAGCCACUGAGCCAUAUCUUCAGCUCCUAAAUCCAGAUUUUAAAAAAAACAUUUUACCUCAGGAGCCCAGUUUCAUUCAUCCCAGGUGCUUCUGGAGAAUGAAGCAGAAUGAAGAGAACGAUGGAGUCUCAUUAACAUAUCAUGCCUUCCUUACUAGUCCAACAAAUAGAACAGAUGCUGUGGAGUAUUUGGAAGGCAUUUUGCAUGAAGAAACACCAAAGAAAAACUUUCAGUUUGUAUUGGCCUUCAUGUUUUCCUUGGAUGAAGUCAUCAGGGACCCUGAUCUUUUACCAAAUAUGUCUUUCCAAUUUGAAACUAUGCCAAGUUCGUGUAAGAUUGUGCCACAAUUACACAGAUGCCUUGAACAUUCUAUCAACUCUCAUGAUAUUACUCCUAAUUAUAACUGUAUAAAUUUGAAGACAUGUGUAGUUAUGAUUUCAGGACCAAGCUGGGUAGUAUCUUCUCUAGUUGCAAAAGCCAUGGACAGCAACAUUCCUCCGCAGAUCCUUCAGCUUACCUUUGGACCCUUCCAUCCUAUCCUGAGUGAUCGUGAACAAUUUCCUUUUCUGUAUCAAAUGGCCCUUGAGGACACAUCUCUACCUCUGGCCAUGGUCUCCCUCAUACUUCACUUCAGUUGGAACUGGGUUGGAUUGACCAUCUCAGACCAUGAUCAGGGUAUCCAUUUUUUCUCAUAUUUGAGAACAGAGAUGGAAAAAAGUAUGCUCUGCUUUGCCUUUGUGAACAUGAUUCUGCUCAACAUGCAUAUGUACAUGUCAAGAGCUGAAGUGUAUUAUAACCAAAUCUUGACGUCAUCCUCAAAUGUUGUUAUCAUUUAUGGUGAAACAGAUAGUACUCUAUCUGUCAGCUUUAGAAUGUGGACAUCUCGAGGUAUACAGAGAAUCUGGGUCACCACCUCGCAGUUUGAUGUCACUACAAGUAAGAGUGACUUCUUGCCUGAAUUGUUCCAUGGGACUCUAGCAUUUGCAUACCACCAUGCUGAGAUUUCUGGUUUUAAAAAUUUUAUCCAGACAGUGAACCCUCUCAAAUACUCAGAUGAAUACCUGGCAGGGCUGGAGUGGAUGAACUUUAACUGUGGGAUCUCGGCUUCUAUGUGCAAGACACUGAGGAACUGCUCAUCCAACAGCUCACUGGAAUGGCUGAUUGCACAGACAUUCGACAUGGCUUUUAGUGAUGACAGCUAUGACAUAUACAAUGCUGUGUAUACUAUGGCCCAUGUCUACCAUGAGAUGCUACUUCAGCCAAUGGGCAAUCAGGAAGUACACUUGCCUAACUGCCUGAAGCUUGCCUUGGAGGAGCUUUUCAGUUUGAUGAAGCCCUAUUGA
Messenger RNA from Microtus oregoni (creeping vole), 1500 nucleotides. RefSeq names its product vomeronasal type-2 receptor 116-like. NCBI's taxonomy places the organism in Eukaryota, Metazoa, Chordata, Mammalia, Rodentia, Cricetidae. The transcript is spliced from 5 exons. The record is from RefSeq and is a predicted model, not a curated record. The coding region runs from base 1 to 1500 and encodes 499 amino acids. Gene Ontology annotation, biological process: G protein-coupled receptor signaling pathway. Gene Ontology annotation, cellular component: membrane. Gene Ontology annotation, molecular function: G protein-coupled receptor activity.